Messenger RNA from Copidosoma floridanum, 2574 nucleotides. RefSeq lists its product as uncharacterized. The record is from RefSeq and is a predicted model, not a curated record. Gene Ontology annotation, cellular component: cytoplasm. Gene Ontology annotation, molecular function: protein binding; chromatin binding. NCBI's taxonomy places the organism in Eukaryota, Metazoa, Arthropoda, Insecta, Hymenoptera, Encyrtidae.
GAGGCUGGCGGUGUCAGGGCCGAAGCCACAGCCCCGCGCCGAGAGCGUCGCCCUGGCCGUCUCUGAGCUACUAAUCAGAGGCAACGGCAUCGACAAUAACGGAUGCAACAGUAUCAUUGGCUACGCAAACAACAACAAUAACAACAACAAUAACAACAACAACAAUGGUAGCAUCGGUCGGCCGAGGACGAGGAACAACAGCCAGCGAGCAGUCAAGAGCCUCAGCAGCUACGGGCGCGUCUCGCCGUGUGAGCCGGCACCGACGAGGCCGAGCUUUCUCCGUGAAAUCUCCAAGCUGUCGCAGAUCAACCUGUCGAGGCUCAGCCAUCCGAACAAGUGCAGUUACUCGGUGCUCAGUGGCCACGAUGACCAUGACCUCGAGAGCCCUUCGGAGGCAAACUCGUACUUUCCGUUCCAACAGGUCGACGUCGAGGUGAUCGAGCCGUCGACGGGCAUGGUCAAGUCGCGGAGUUCCAAUACACUGGCGGCCCGUCGGCGGGGGGCGGCCCAGCGCAUGUCCGACCCACCCCGUGCCAGUAUGAUAGAGCCCCUGCUCAGCAACAUCAACAACAAUUACAACGACAACAACAAUGGCUUCGGAGGUAUGACGAGGGAGCCCAUAUCGGUGCCGAAUUUUCGGGCGCUAGCCCUGCCGACUCCCGUGUUGACGCCCAUCGAGGCCGCGAGACUCGUUUUCGUCGAUCCGGACGAGGACUCGGACGACGAAGAGCUCAAGCGCAAGGAGCCACCCACGAGUCAACUCAUCGAGCUACCCGAGGAGGAGAAACGUGACUUUGCGUCCCUCCACCAAGCCUGCCAGCCAACGCGUGGUGACAACUACAGCUUGCACCUGUACGAUUCGGUGCAGACACCAAAGACCCCAUGCCCGAAACUCUCGCACUCGACGUCCGUCCGGUUCGCCGAUCUCGAGGAGGACCGCGAGGAAUCUACCUCCGAUUACGCAAGUAUCGGUGCUCGCAGCCCUGGUGACCCGCUGGCCGACGAUGACUGGCCCAGACGCCCCAAGAGCCAGCGAGGCUCCUCCACCGUCACUACUCCGGCGCCAAGGGAUAGCCAGUUCGGCUUCUGUAAUCCGAAUUACCUGGCAAGCGUCGAAAACACGAUGGCAUCCUCGAUGACGACGCCGACGACACCGCACGGGCAGUACUACGACAGCGCGAUAAGCAACGCAAACUCGGCCGAGUCGUCGCGUUACGCCAAGGUGCUCAACAGCCCACCCGACAGUGUUCUCGAGGACGAGCCCGGCCGAUCGGCCUCGCAAACCUUCGCCGAGCUGUUCGAGCUCCAAGAGAUAAAGCCUCGCGCACCGCCCAAGAGUCUGCCCCUGGGGUCACCCUCGCGACGGGCCGUCAGUGCUUCGAGGGCCGAGCGGCAAAGGGCCAAACUGGCAGCCCAGGAAAACACCGAGAGGUACACCCCGGGGCCGGCGCCGCUCUACGUUUUUUUGGUCGGCGGCAAGGAGAAGGGCCAGGUGACGGUCUUUGCGCGGCCGGUCUCGCUGUGGAAGCUACAACUCGCACCGCAUAUAUUUUAAGAGGGGUUGGAUUGGGGUGUAGAAGAUAGGUUUUUAUUUCCUUAUUUAUUUGUUUUUUUAAAUCCGUGUCUGUGUUUUUUCUACUGGUUUUUGUAGCUAGAUGUCACGUGGACGAUUUGUAUGGAUGCACUUGUGUACUGUAUGCGUACGUAGAUCGCAAGUGUCUGAAAAAUGGGAGGAAUCUUAAAUUUGUACUGUGAAAAUUGAACAAAGAUAUUUUGUAAGAUGGGUGUAGAGGAUUAAGGGUUGAAGAUGAUCGUCUAUUCUUCUGCCGUUGUCGUCAUUUUCGUUAUAUCAAAUUUCACGCGAUACUCCAUACUUCGCGUCAGAAAAGAUCGUUUGAGCGAUAUUUUGACAAAGUAAAAUAAAAAUUGUUGCACCAAUGAUAUCCACGGCACAAGUUUCAUCACUAACGGUAAUUUUACUAAAAAAAAAAAAAAAAAAAAAAAAAAAAAGAGAGAAACAGUACAAAAAGUAUUUUCAAAAAAGGUGUGAUACAGUUAUAACUGUAUACAGAUAGGUAAAUGUAUUCUAAUUUUAGACAAUUUUUCAUACCCCAAAAGCCAUACAAAAAUUGUAAUUGAUGAUCAUCGUCGUUGUGGAAAAAUAUUGCGUCGUCUAUAUUAUAAUGUAUAAAUGUCAAAUGUGUGUAAGAGCUAUAAAUAUUUGAUCUCGAGUGCCCGGGUAAUACGCAAUAAACCAGAGAGAUAAAGAAUGUAAGUAUCGGCGCAGUAGGUCCAUCGCACGAUUAUCUAUAAAUAUAAGGCUUGAAAGGUCCAAAUAAGACUUGAUAAAUGCAGGUAUGACGUACACGUCAUUCCUGCAAAAAUAUCUUUGCACGUGCAUAAAAGGCGGUGUUAUAAAAAUAUCCUCUCCCUUUAUGUCAGGCUAUCGUUCGGAAUGUCUUACACUUACUGUCAGUGUCAUAAUAGCAUCAAACAAAAUGAACAAGAUGUACAUUGAAUUGAAAGUCAUACACAGAGAUAUUACUUAUCAAACUGAUGCUUUUGUCCAUCGUA